Dentiscutata heterogama is the source of this 1239-nucleotide messenger RNA. The record is from the annotation of a GenBank genome assembly. NCBI's taxonomy places the organism in Eukaryota, Fungi, Glomeromycota, Glomeromycetes, Diversisporales, Gigasporaceae.
AUGAGUUCAGACGUAACAGGAGAACAAUAUAUUCGUACUUUGGCACAAUACAUUCGUUCAAAUGCACGGAAGAUAUUUACACCUAAUUCUAAUUCAUCUUUGCCUUCAUCUCAGGUAUUAGUAGGUCAUAGAAGGUCUAAUAGCGAUGGUUCCAAUUUUUCAAUGGCAAAUGUAUGGUCUUUCACUACGGCAUUAACUAGCUCUUACUUGAAACCGACCUCUUUAACAUCAUCAACAGCCCCUUCUUCACCAGAGUUUAAAGCAAGUCAAAAAGCAAUUUUGCUCACCCUUGAUCCUCAACAUUUAUAUUAUUUGUUAACUAAAUUUAGUGAUUUGGGUCUUGAUGUUGGUGCUUUUGAAGUAACAGCUGAUUUCAAGUAUAAUGACGACGACAUUAUUGAUAUCGACUUAAAAGAUGAAACAGCGUCAAUUACGUCAGCGAAUUCUGUCAGUUCAAUAUCAUCCGCUAUGUCCUCUUUGUCGUUGUUCACAGGAUGGACAGGUGAUCUGCCAAUAGGAACUUUGUUGUCCAUGACUUUAUUUAAAUGCUUGACGCAUUUAGAAAUUUAUGGAUUAUGUCCAAAAUUGUUUGAUGGAUGGGAUAUAUUACAAGAGAAAUUGGAACACUUGUCUAUGCAAAAGUGUACAAUUGAUGAUAUUUCAGAAAUAUUCAUUGAUGCUGUGGUUGACGGUCUAAAGAGAAGAAAUAGAAAGGAUGUUAAAACUGACAACAAUGAAGAUAUAAAAAAGGAAUCGGACCAAACGGCCACAAAAUCUGAAAAUUUAGGUGAUAAUUCACCUGAUAAUAUUUUACCACCAAGGAUCUGGCGACAACUGAGGCAACUCAAUCUUUCAGACAAUUCUCUCACCUUUGUUGCCAGUGAACCUUUUUCCUAUAUUAUUAAAUGCGCAUGCUUGGAUUUAUCGGAUAAUUUGUUACUCGCAGUUCCACCUGGUUUAUCACAACUUCCCGACUUGCAAUACCUAAAUCUUAGCAAUAACAUGAUCGAAACAAUAAACAAUAUUCAUCAGGUUCUUAGUAAUGUUACCAAAUUGGACUUGCGUAACAACCGUAUAGAAAAUUUAUGUGGAUUAGAACGAUUAUGGUCUUUAGAAUACGUUGACGUUAGGGAAAAUCGAUUAACAGAUUGGGCAGAAAUUGGACGCAUGUCCGAACUUCAUGGGAUAAAACAGAUAUUCGUGGAAAGCAAUCCAUUCACGAAAUAUCAGGUUUGUUGA